UAAUUCUCUCUGUUUCACUAUGGCUUAUAGGCCAGUCUUUAGAGGUCUCAGUAAAUAAAGAUAUUUUACUUUACCAACGGCUUAUAUAGAACUGACACCCAUAUCCAUAGUGAUCGAUCAUUGACCGUUGUCAAACGUCUCAGAGAUGUUGUCAUGGGAACGUACUGACAGUCGGAUAAUGUGAUGUUGGAAAGAUUCAUCUCUACUGAACGAUGAACCACCAGUAAACACCAGCUGUGUUACUUUAUAAACGCAUGUGCACCAGAGCAAUGGAGAGUGACUGUAGGAUCCCCAUGUCAUGUCUGAGACCCCGAAUCCUGGCCCUGCAUGCCUUAUUUUGGGGUUUAGUGUCUCUAAGAGUGUUUGGAGCCGCUCUUCUUAGCGAUGAGAAGGCUGCAGUUACAGUUACAAAGGCAGUGACUGCACCAUGUUGGCAGAUGGAGGAGUUUGUGGUGGCUAAAGAGUGCAGUGCAUGUGAUGGUUUUCAAUCGAAAACAUUAGCAGCAUGCAGCCUAACAGGAUAUGUAGAGAAGAUCAACUGCACCAAGUCUAACAGAGAUGAAUACAAGAGCUGUCGCUCUACCAAAAUGGAGGAGCACCUCUUCUGGAAAUUUGAGGGCACCAUGCUGACUCUCACUGUAGUCUUUGCAAUACUGGUGGUUGCUAGGCAACGGUCACUUGACCGCCAAGCCUCAGACAAGGUUCGUAGACAGAUAGAAUCUAUUUAGUAGAUCAAAAUGUACUAAAACCUAAAGGACAUUUGCCAGACAGGUGGCCUGGUGUUACAAGCUCUCAGCAAAGGGCAUAACCCAACAGUUCAUGGUGGCUUCCAGGCUUGAUCACUGGUUUUAUCUUACUGGAUGCACAAGAACAAAACUCUGAUUGGGUACAAUGUGCCCUUACUCCCCAGCCAGACAUUAUUUGUGGAUGCUGCAUCCAUGCAGGAUUUACCUUUACCUAUAAGAUUGUCAAGUGGACUUUUAUUUAUCUGUGAACUUCAAGAAUUUGAAAAGUGGAACACGCAUCCAAAUCCACCAACAUUAUGCAAGACAUUUGUCCAGUCCCUGUUUUGUAACAGAAGAUGAACAGCUCUGCAAAUACCUGUUAUUUAAAAUGCUGUGAAGGCCGUGUGCAUAGAGAGUAAAUGGAGGUGUGUGUUGUUUUUAUACAAAUCCUAAAGCAGAUCAAAGUAUUGAAACAGAAUUAUCUGUAUGGUCAAAAUCCUGAAGCUAGACAUUAUUUGUUGGGGUUUUGUUUUGUUAGAUAGGAUGAGUUUCAGUGAAUCUGAAAGUUUUGAUGGUUUGUUGUUUGGCUCAGAUAUUUUGGAAAGUGAUAGCAUUCACCCGAUUUCCCCUAAACUGAAACAUGCAUCCAUCCACUAACAUUACAGUGUUACUUCAGUGAACCUAAAAGUUAAUUUAUUAGUCUUAUACAUGCAGUUGUCACCUGAAAUAUCUUUAUUUUGAGUAUAUUUUUUGUUUAUUUUUUGUUUGUUUUUUUACAGUUUCUUAGAGACUUGCAGGUGCCCUAUAUUUAAAACAUUUUUAGUAACACUUUACAGUAAGGUUCUAUUAGUUAACUACAUUAGUUAACAUGAAGUAACAAUGAACAAUACUUUUACAGCAUUUAUAAAUCUUGGUUAAUGUUGAUUUCAACAAGUAGUAAUACAUUUUUUUUUAAAGUUGUAUAUGUUAACAUUAGUUCAUGCAUUAUGAACUAACAAUGAACAAUUGUAUUUUACCAAAGAUUAAUAAAUGCUGUAAAAAAAACCUAUUGUUCGUUGUUAGUGCAUGAUACCUAAUGCAUUAACUAAUGUUAACGAAUAGAACCUUAUUGUAAAGUGUUACCAGGUUUGUUUGUUUUUUAUUUGGAUAUGGUAUUAUUUUACUUUCAGUCUUGGCCCUCUUGAGUGAAAGCAAGUGUUUUAUGUAAAACUCUGUGAUCAGAUGUCUUUGUUUUAUAUCUCACAAAUACCAGCUCUGUACUCACAUCUGAAUGAUAUAUGCAAGACUGCAUUGUAAUGUAUGUUAAAGUUGCUUAACUUUGAUGGGGUGAAAAGGCAAAGAUGUAUUAAAAUCAACCCAACUUUUUUUUUUUUCAUAUUUCCUUGAAUUUUAUUUGAUUUUUGUGUUUGCCUUCAUUUGUCCAGAAUGUUGUCACAAAAUUACUGAUGGAAAAUUGUGCAUUUUGCCAUGAGAAAAGAGAAGUUACAAACUCCAUAAGAAGAAAUGAGUGCACUUUGAUCCUUUUGGGCAGGAGCAGAUGUGACCAUGCUGGGAAUAUCUCAUUGCAGAACAGAACUUUGCUGUGUUACACUAGGGAGGAAGAAAUAGGCAGAAGAUAAGAUAUAUUUUCUUCACAAUAGAUGUCUGUACAAAGUGUAUAAUACAUAGUCCUGUACAAAAAUGCAAGUCUUUCAUUUAAGUAUGCACACAAUUGACUAGGGUUUCCCAACCGGGGUUUGCAGAUAAUAUUAAAAAUAAAAGUGAAUAAUUUGUGAUUAAAAUGUAUAAUAAUACAUUGAAAAUGUAAUAAAAACAGACAAGAGAACUAUUUCAAAAGUAACCAUUUCAAGAAGUUUGGGGAAUUUAUAUUUAGUUGAAUAUUGACAUAAAAUACCAGUAAAUAAUCAAGUAGCCUAAAUUAGGUCAUGGGGGUGCAAAAAGCUUGAGAACUGCACUGUUUGCUUGUACGACAGUGUACAUUGUAUUUUAAUUUUACAUGAACCUUGAGAUAGUGACAAUUUACUCCGAUUAGCUCUAAAUUAUUACUCCCUCCCAAAUUUUCUUAAAGUAAUAUUCCAGGUUCAAUACAAGUUAAACUCGAUCAACAGCAUUUGUGACAAAGUUUAUUACCGCAAAAAAAUUAUUGACUUGCGUCCCCCUUACAGUGGAAGUGUAUGGGGCCAACCUGUAAACGUUAAAAUACUCACUGUUCCAAAAGCAUAGCCAAAAGACAAACAAUAGGAGUGUUAACACAAUUUUAGAGUGAUAAAAUUACUAACAUUUUCUGUGUAAAGUUAUAGCCAAUUUUGCAACUUCGUUGCUAUGACAAUGUAAACAAAUCCUAAAAUGACUGUAAAAAUUACAAUUUAAACAACUUUAAUGCUCAAAUAAUACAUGGGUUUUAACAGAAGAAUAAGUGUAAGUGCUUUUAUAAAAUUUUAAGCUUCAAAUUUCUGCUUUUAAACCCUCAAAAAUCUGGCCCUAUUCACAUCUAUUGUAAGUGCCUCACAGGCUCACAGUAACCUCCAUAUUUGCUUUAUUAAAGAAAAGGACGGACGAGUUGAAAAUAUUUUUUGUGGAAAUGAACAUUAUUACACAAAUGCUGUUGUCGAUUGAGCUUAACUUGUAUUGAACCUGGAAUAUUUAAAUUCUUUGAC
Myxocyprinus asiaticus (Chinese sucker) is the source of this 3382-nucleotide messenger RNA. RefSeq names its product protein JTB-like. The record is from RefSeq and is a predicted model, not a curated record. Gene Ontology annotation, biological process: mitotic cytokinesis. Bases 255 to 728 code for a protein of 157 amino acids. NCBI's taxonomy places the organism in Eukaryota, Metazoa, Chordata, Actinopteri, Cypriniformes, Catostomidae. The transcript has 6 exons. Gene Ontology annotation, cellular component: centrosome; midbody; membrane.